Messenger RNA from Triticum turgidum subsp. durum (durum wheat), 2082 nucleotides. The record is from the annotation of a GenBank genome assembly. Lineage: Eukaryota; Viridiplantae; Streptophyta; Magnoliopsida; Poales; Poaceae.
AUGUUUGCCCAGGCACUUGAUAUGGAUCAAUCAAUUGAUAUUCUUCUCGCAAAUGCUUGUCAAGGAGAUGACAACCUACGGUCAGUAGCAGAAGGCAAACUAAAGCAGCUCCAUGAUCUUGACCUUUCCAACUUCCUCCUAGGUUUAUCAUCUCAGCUCUUGAGGGAGGAGACUCCAGAAGAGUCUAGCAUACUUGCUGGUAUCAUCCUUAAGAACUCCUUGGACUCAGGGGAGCCUGCACUCGACGAUCUAGGGAGUCGAAAAUGGCUCAGCCUCGAUCCAUCUAUCCAAUCACAGAUUAAGGAGAACUUGCUCCUGACUCUAGAAUCCAAUUGUGAUUCAAGGCGCCGCUCAUCAAAAAUUAUUGCAAAAGUUAUUGCAUGGGUUGCAUGCAUUGAGAUACCAAGGAAUCAAUGGGAGGAGCUCAUUGGCAAAUUGGUGGGGAACAUGUCAAUGCCAUCUUCUUCCCUAAAGCAAGCAACUCUAGAGGUGCUCGAGUAUGUCUUCGAGGAGAGCCCUUAUGUUCUGAAGGAGGAUCAAGUGGAUGCUGUUCUCGCUAGUGUCAUCAAUGAAGUGAAAAUGGAGGAGGGAGGAGAGCCAAGUUCUCAAGUUCGUCUCGCAGCUCUUAAAGCUCUACUCAACAUUCUUAAGUUUAUUGAGCUUGCUAAGCUUGAAGAGGAAAGUGGCAGCAGUUCUAUAGUGGCUGCAGUUUGUGAUGGUGCCUCUCGAUCCAAGGAAACCAAGAUCAAAGAGGCGGCAUUUGAGUGCCUUGUUGUAGUUGCAUCCAGAUAUCAUACCAAAUUAUUACCCCACAUGGAAAUCAUAGUGAGUCUUACAGUGGAAGCUUUGAAAGUGAAAGAAGAUGAAGAAUCACUCAGAGUCCAAUGUAUUGAGUUGUGGAACACUAUUUGCCGAAAAGAGAUUAAUUGCCGAGAAGAAGAAGAAGAAGAAGAUGAAGAAGAAGAUGAAGAAGAAGAAGAAGAAGAAGGAGGAGGAGGAGGAGGAGGAGGAGACUCUAUCUUUAUUGGUCAUCUUUGUUCAUUUGUUCAACCUCUCCUAGAAGCUUACAUGGAAAAAGAGAAAAACUUGGAAAAAGAGAAAAAAGAACAAGAAGUCGUUUCCAUGAGUGUAGAAGAAGAGGGAGAAGAAGAGGGAGAUGAUAAUUUAGAGGACAUGGACAUUUCCGUGAGUGCAGAACAAGAGGGAGUAAACCUUGACGACAUCUGGGAACAAGUGGAAGAUGAGAGUGUGCAAGACAUUUUCAUGACAUGCCUAGGCCUGGCCACUAGAACUAUGAAGGAUAAAGUUGUCCCCCUUGUGAUGAAAUUUGUUCAUGAGAAUAUCAAUGGGCCUAGUCGCAUGAUGGCCAUUUAUCCAUUAGGUUUUAUCCUUGAAGGUCCCUCUGUUAAUCAACUUGCUCCUGUAGUUCCUUUAUUGGUUCGCAUGAUGGAAGAUCCUCAGGAAGGUGAAGGUGUAAGAGGGAGGGCUGCAUGGAUUCUUGGACGGGUGUUUGAGCUUGUGGGAGCAAAUAGAAUCAUAAAAAAUGAGGUGGUGGACUUUCCUAGGAUCAUGACACUCUUAAUAAAGAUGAGCAAAGAUGUCCCUCAAGUGUCCAUUGAAGUGUAUGGAGCUAUAUAUUUUCUUGCAAGAGGUUAUAGAGAGGAUGCAAAGUCCACGUCCAAGUCAUCUGAGCUUACACCUUUUGUUAAGCCUCUUAUUGAUGCCCUCCUUUCUGCUUCAGAACUUGUUAAGGAGACCCCUUUUAGGAUUCCACCAUGUGCAUCUACUUAUAAAGCAUUGAGUGAGAUCGUGAGAGUGAGCAACAUUGAAGAACUAGAAAUUUGUGAUGCUCUUAUUGGAUUAAUGUCUCAAAUCUUCAGGAGGUUGAGCACUGUGGUUAAAGGUCAUGGUGAAGCAAUGUCAUCAGAUGAGAGGAAGAACCGUGGCCUUCUUGAGGUCUUGCAUUGUGGUCUACUUGAACUCUCAAUGAAGCAGCUGGGCACGAGCAACUUCGAGGUGGAGGCAGCAUUCACACUUAGGGACUCUGCUAGCUGUUUAUUGCUCCUUUGUGCCGUGUCUUAA